AAGAGAAAAAAGAAGCGCCAGAGUCUGCGCAAAACGAACACGUCUCUAGUGGUCGCGCUGCUUGUGCUGUCACGAGCCUUGUCCAAGGCUACCGAGUAGCGAAUUGACAUAAAUUAUUGACGACAUCGAAUUCUCUUCGUUUAGCCAUCAGACACACGUCAUUAUUGGAAUAGAUACAUAGUGGAAAUACGAUUGUGUGCUGACUGAUCACCGUCAACUGGUGAUGUUUUCCAACAUUUGAUAUAGCUAGCUAGCCAGCUAACGUUAGCUGUUUAGCUAGCUUGCCGUGCGUGACUCACUGACAGUCAAAGAUCAGACCGAGUCGCUAUUUUUUGGGCAUUCUGCUUUUACUCUUGAUACCUUUUAUAUAUAACUUUAAUACAUUUAGCGGGUAAAUAUAUUUGUUACAUCUGAGUGUACGUUAACGGUCAUUUGGUCGUGAACGAAGGGAAGGGUUGAAUGAAUUUGCUAGCCAGCGGAAACGUCGGCUAGUUAACACGGAUACAUUUGGAGUAACCAAUACUGCUAACCUGCUGAGUUGAUCCACGGCACGGUCAUCCAAACUAGCUAAUCUACAUAGCUAGCAAAUGUGCUAGCAAGCUAUUAUAAACGUGCUGUCUUUGGUAAAACGCCAAGGAAAGAAACUGUUGAGUUGGUUAGCUGGCUAACUAGUUAGGAAACAAGGUAACAUACACUGUACUGAUAGCUGACCGUCGACAAUUCAUUUUCUACGAGAAAGGCCGGAGUGAGGACAGAGAAACGAGUAAAAAUGCCGGCUGUGUCGAAGGGAGAUGGGAUGCGCGGAUUAGCGGUGUUCAUUUCGGACAUACGGAAUUGCAAGAGCAAGGAGGCGGAGAUCAAGCGGAUCAAUAAGGAGCUGGCCAACAUCCGCUCCAAGUUCAAGGGGGACAAGGCACUGGAUGGCUAUAGUAAGAAGAAGUAUGUCUGCAAGCUACUCUUCAUCUUCCUGCUGGGACAUGACAUCGACUUUGGACACAUGGAGGCUGUCAACCUGCUCAGCUCCAACAAGUACACAGAGAAACAGAUCGGCUACCUGUUCAUCUCGGUGCUGGUGAACAGCAACAGCGAGCUGAUCCGCCUCAUCAACAACGCCAUCAAGAACGACCUGUCUAGCCGCAACCCCACCUUCAUGUGCCUGGCCCUGCACUGCAUCGCCAACGUGGGCAGCCGUGAGAUGGCCGAGGCCUUUGCUGGAGAGAUCCCACGCAUUCUGGUGGCUGGGGACACCAUGGACAGUGUGAAGCAGUCUGCUGCCCUGUGUCUUCUGCGUCUGUACAAGGCCUCCCCAGACCUGGUUCUGAUGGGGGAGUGGACCUCCCGAGUGGUGCACCUCCUCAACGACCAGCACAUGGGUGUUGUCACGGCAGCCAUCUCCCUCAUCACCUGUCUCAGCUCGAAGAACCCAGAUGAGUUCAAAACCUGUGUGUCCCUGGCUGUUUCUCGUCUGAGCAGGAUUGUGUCUUCAGCCUCCACUGACCUGCAGGACUACACCUACUACUUUGUCCCGGCCCCGUGGCUGUCCUGUAAACUGCUGCGCCUGCUGCAGUGCUACCCACCACCAGAGGAUGGCGCCGUGAAGGGCCGCUUGGUGGAGUGUCUGGAGACCAUCCUGAACAAGGCCCAGGAACCACCCAAGUCCAAAAAGGUUCAGCACUCCAACGCCAAGAACGCCAUCCUGUUCGAGGCCAUCUCACUCAUCAUCCACUACGACAGUGAGCCCAACCUGCUGGUGCGUGCCUGUAACCAGCUGGGUCAGUUCCUGCAGCACAGAGAGACCAACCUGCGCUACCUGGCUCUGGAGAGCAUGUGUACCCUGGCCAGCUCCGAGUUCUCCCAUGAGGCCGUCAAGACCCACAUCGAGACCGUCAUCAACGCACUCAAGACUGAAAGGGAUGUGAGUGUUCGCCAGAGGGCUGCUGACCUGCUCUACGCCAUGUGUGACCGUAGCAACGCCAAGCAGAUAGUUGCCGAGAUGCUCAGCUACCUGGAGACAGCCGAUUACUCCAUCAGAGAGGAGAUGGUGUUGAAGGUGGCCAUCCUGGCAGAGAAGUAUGCAGUGGACUACUCAUGGUAUGUUGACACCAUCCUUAACCUCAUCCGCAUUGCCGGGGACUACGUCAGUGAGGAGGUGUGGUACCGCGUCAUCCAGAUUGUCAUCAACCGCGACGAUGUGCAGGGCUACGCCGCCAAGACCGUCUUCGAGGCUCUACAGGCCCCAGCCUGUCAUGAGAACAUGGUGAAGGUGGGGGGGUACAUCCUGGGAGAGUUUGGAAACCUCAUUGCCGGGGACCCCCGCUCCAGCCCUCUGGUCCAGUUCAACCUGCUCCACUCUAAGUUCCACCUGUGUUCGGUGCCCACGCGCGCCUUGCUGCUCUCCGCCUACAUCAAGUUCAUCAACCUGUUCCCCGAGACCAAGGCCACGAUCCAGGAGGUGCUUCGCUCCGACAGCCAGAUCAGGAACUCUGACGUGGAGCUGCAGCAGAGGGCCGUGGAGUACCUCAAGCUCUCCUCCAUCGCCAGCACCGACGUCCUGGCUACUGUGCUGGAGGAGAUGCCUCCCUUCCCAGAGAGGGAGUCAUCCAUCUUGGCCAAGCUGAAGAAGAAGAAGGGUCCUGGUGCCGUGUCGGUAGAGCUGGAGGACGGCAAGGAGAGAGGAGAGCUCAACGGUGGAGGGGACAGGGGUGGUGACGCUGCCAUCGCAGCCUCUAACGCUUCCACCCCAUCCCCUUCAGCGGAUUUGCUUGGCCUUCGUUCGGCCGCUCCCGUUAGUGGGACCGCUCCCAGUGCAGGCAGCCUAUUGGUUGAUGUGUUUUCAGAGGCUGGGCCUGCUGCCUCCUCUGCCGGCGUGAACGACGACGGCUUCCUGAGCGCUCUUCACGCUCCCGAGGCCUCUGACUCCCCAUUGGUGGAGGGUCCUGGUGACUCGGACUCUGCUCCCCCUUCUGCGGCCUCUGAGGAUCCUGCCCCUCCUCUGCCCGAGUCAGACGAGCUUCUCAACAAAUUUGUGUGUAAGAACAACGGUGUGUUGUUUGAGAACCAGCUGCUUCAGAUCGGCAUCAAGUCUGAGUACCGCCAGAACCUGGGGAGGAUGUAUCUGUUCUAUGGCAAUAAGACCUCGGUGCAGUUUGUCAGCUUUAGCACCAUAGUCAGCUGCCCAGGGGAGCUGCAGUCUCAGCUCAACGUGCAGACCAAAACAGUGGAACCCCUAGUGGAGGGAGGAGCACAGGUGCAGCAGGUCAUCAACAUCGAGUGUCUGACUGACUUUAUUGAUGCUCCGCUGCUCAACAUCAAGUUCAGGUAUGGGGGAGCCCUGCAGAACAUUUCUCUCAAGCUACCUGUCACCAUCAACAAGUUCUUCCAACCCACAGAGAUGGCCGCCGCAGACUUCUUCCAGCGCUGGAAACAACUCAGCCAGCCCCAGCAAGAAGCACAAAAGAUCUUCAAGGCCAGCCAUGGCAUGGACACAGAAGUGCUCAAAGCCAAGUUGCUGGGCCUGGGGACAGCCCUGUUGGAGAAUGUGGAUCCUAACCCAGAGAACUAUGUGUGUGCCGGAGUCAUCCAGACCAAGGCCCAACAGGUCGGCUGCCUGCUGAGACUGGAACCCAAUGCGCAGGCCCAGCCUGGCGAGCAGAUGUACCGGCUGACUCUGCGCAGCAGCAAGGACACUGUCUCCCAGCGUGUCUGCGACCUCCUGGCAGAACAGUUCUAAAACCCUGAGUCUAGAACCCACCCAACGAGUCUCAGGCCAUCAUCAUCAUCACGCUCUAGACACCCAACACACCGAGACUAGCGUUUCAA
Oncorhynchus mykiss (rainbow trout) is the source of this 3819-nucleotide messenger RNA. The record is from RefSeq and is a predicted model, not a curated record. NCBI's taxonomy places the organism in Eukaryota, Metazoa, Chordata, Actinopteri, Salmoniformes, Salmonidae.